This is a messenger RNA of Ostertagia ostertagi, 285 nucleotides long. The record is from the annotation of a GenBank genome assembly. NCBI's taxonomy places the organism in Eukaryota, Metazoa, Nematoda, Chromadorea, Rhabditida, Trichostrongylidae.
AUGAGGGCACCUACGUUUGUUUCACUUCUGGCUGCUUGUGUGAGCGCUGAGUUGCCCAAUUUAACCUCCGAGCGGGAAAACGAACCUGUUGAAGGGCUGGAGUUGCUCAAAAGGGAAGCUGUGUAUAAUGCGCUGCCAAGCGAAGACUCGAUCGAAGAAAUUAACACGAGAAGCGGAGUUGUAUACGAGCUGUUCCAGGAAGAUAUUAUACUUACAAAGGAGCAAAAGGAGCUAAUGGCUGCGAAUCUCAAAAGGUGCCCACUUCAAAAGGCAAGCUUUCAACGA